CUCUAGGCCUACCUGUAGGUGACUCUGAGGUCCGGAAUCCUCCCUAUGGUCUUUAAAAACGCCAGGACGUGAGCGCCGGACUGUGUCGGGUUCACUGUCUCUGUGUCACGCGCGUAACGUCAGGGUGUGGCAGGGACCUCACAACAGGAGAGGGGAAACGCCGACAAUCGGACAAUUUCAGAACAUUUUUGGACAAAUUGGAUGUGGUUUACUUUUAUUUGUGAAAAAAAUAGUCAAUUUCGUUGUUUUAGGAGUACAUGUGCUUAAUGAACGUGUGAUUUUAACACUAUGACAAUCUCCCAGAUCCUCACCGUGAGCUUUUUAGCGUGUGUCCACGUGUGUGUAACUAAGGAACAGAUAAUAUACACUUGCCAAAUUGGCUGGACAAAUCUCGGCUCAAAAUGUUACAAACUGUUCGGUUCAGAAACCACCUCAACACAAACAUGGCAAAGAGCGUCAACAACCUGUAAAGGGUAUGGCUCCCGCCUGGUGGAAAUAAAGGACUAUGAUAUCAGGACAAAAGUGGGCAAACUUGCAAAUGACAGCGAUGUGCAGAUGUUUUGGACAGGACUCAAUAGACUGGGAGUUUCCAAUUCUGAUACAUACACAGCCAAGUGGAAUGAUGACACAGCCUCACUGUACGAAGGCCUAUGGAAUACCCGUAACCCGCUGGUCUCCUCCGGAAGAUGCUCUUAUUCCACGAAGAAAGGAAAUGAAUUUGUUGACAAUCUUGGAAAAUGUGACCAAAAAAUGGCAUUUGUUUGUGAGAGAAUGUCCUGCCCAACAAAUAAUUUCCACUGUGCCAAUGGUGCUUGUAUAAAUAAUCAGUGGAUGUGUGAUGGUGUGGACGACUGUGGGGACAACUCUGACGAAGCUGACUGCUCAAGCAGAUGUACGUACAAAUAUGAAGCAGAUUCUGGUGCAAUACAGACUCAACUCUACCCGGGACUGUAUGCAGAGUCAAGUUCGUGUAUGUGGACCAUUAUUGGAUCGGCGGGGUGUAAUGUUUUCCUCAAGUUUAACUUUUUUGACACGGAGAAGCAUCGAGAUAUUGUCGAUGUUUUAGUUGGUGGGAUGACAGAGAAAACCUCCAUGUACCGUGCAAGUCUGUCAGGCUCCAUGGCUAACGCUCAGUACCGCAGUCACAAUCGUUACAUGAUAGUGAAGUUCCGGUCUGAUAAUGACAUUCAAAAAACAGGAUUUAGUGCUGAAUUCUCCAGUUUGUGUGAUGGCCUUGCCGUGGUAAACACUGUACAGGCUGAAGGAUCUGUAAAAGUUCUACAGCCGCCCCUAUUCCCGACAGACAUUGGCACGGCCAGGCUCAGUAACACUGACACCGUGUGGGUGAUAACUGCCGCUGAAAGGAGAAAGAUCAUCACCAUCAAGAGAGACAUGAUUGACCUGGGAAAGGGAGACACCCUGACCAUCCGUGAUGGAAACUCAGCUACAGCAGAAAUGCUGGCCAUGUAUACUUAUGAAAAUAAUGACAAUGCCAUGGAAAAUCCCAAUUCUGACACUCUCUCGGGAGGCCCUCAGUUUGUGUUCUCUACUGACCACCAGAUGUACAUCAUCCUCAGCACUAAAGAUGCUGUGACCGGCAUUGGCUUUAGGUUGAGUGUCUGGCAAGGUUGUGAUGUCACUAUGAACAAGGCGUAUGGAGAAAUAUUCUCGCCUGGUUUCUUGUAUGGAUUGAAUUAUGCUAAUUUCCAAACCUGUACGUGGUCCAUAAGUUCACCUGUAACUGACAGAGGUGUGACACUCUUCGUGGAUGAUGGUUCAGCCUUGGGCAGUAACGAUUUCCUGGAGAUUUUCGUGAACAUGAAUGAUGAUAUUGGGACAAGUGUCCAUAACAAUGUCACACAACCAAAAGGGUUUGAUAGUACCAACCUUCCAUUGGGGACACCGAUACACUCUCGUAAUGGACAGCUCUUCGUCAGGUUUACUACCAACGCCAUACUCUCAGGAAAAGGAUUCCAUGCCCGUUUUUCUGUUGACUGUCCUAACCCUAACUUCAAUGAGAACUAUACAUCGCUAUCUGGAUCCAAGAACUGGUGGUACAAUGAUGUAGAAGUGAUCACGUGUAAGGAUGGUAACACAUUCACCGACCAGGCGUUCCAGGGCGACUCUUCAAUAUCAAUGACUUGUCAGUUUAGAGGAACAUGGAAUACAGGGACCGUACCUCACUGUCUGCCUGUUUAUUGUGGAAUGCCAUCAUCUGUCACUAACGGAUAUGUUGUUAGAAGUAAUGGAGUAACACACAACUCAUACGCUACUUACGAGUGCUAUCCGGGGUUCACCUUACGUGGGAGUGAGAAUGUCACAUGUACUUCCACAGGCCAGUGGACAGUUUCUCCAACUUGUCAAGGUGCAGUGUGCCCUCCGAGGACAACUUUAGCAUUUGGAAUAGAAAACAUUACCCGGGGAGUUGACCGACAGUAUGGAGCCAUUGUGAAUUAUGAAUGUGAUCCAGGAUAUGAGAUUGUCGGUAAACCAAUCAUCAUUUGUCAGUCCAAUAGUCAGUGGUCUGGUCACGUACCUACCUGUACAAAACUUUCCUGUACGACCCCCGAGAUAAAGAAUGCUCUUCCGUUAUCUACAAGCCUGGAGAUUGGAACUGCAUUGACAGUAGGAUGCAGACCUGGGUAUGCAUUUGCAGAUAAUAGAACGGUGAAGAUAACAACAUGCUUGCCAAGCCUGACAUUAAGUCCAGAUAUCGGGCACUGUUUAAAUGUUGAUGAGUGUGCUGGCGGUCAUAAUUGUGCCCACAAAUGUUUGGACAAUGAAGGGAGCUACAGCUGUGCUUGCAAUGAUGGAUACAAACUCGACUUAAAUGGUUUCACCUGUUCAGGUAUGGUUUACGAUGGAUACAAACUCGACUUAAAUGGUUUCACCUGUUCAGGUAUGGUUUACGAUGGAUACAAACUCGACUUAAAUGGUUUCACCUGUUCAGGUAUGGUUUACGAUGGAUACAAACUCGACUUAAAUGGUUUCACCUGUUCAGACAUCAACGAGUGUGAUAUAGACAACGGUGGGUGUAGUCAGAAAUGUAACGACGUUACGGGAGGCUACGUCUGUUCGUGUGACCAGCCAGGAUAUGUGCUGUUCUCCGAAAAUGGCAUAUCAGGUUAUUCCAUCCAAGACACUGAGACAGGGUUGCUUCCUGGGGAUGUAUACCGCCUCAAUCACACCUGUGUCCUUGUGGCAUGUGCUACUCCAUCCACUGUGGCCAACGGUCAGCUGAUGACCAGAAGGACGACUCACCGUUUUGGAGACAAGAUUCGCUACUUUUGCGACAUAGGGUAUGAGAUCAGUGGAUUGGAUGAGUUGACUUGUACCUCUAGUGGACAGUGGCUAUCUGCAUUUCCUUCCUGCAAUGUGGCAACCUGCUCUCCUGCUGACUUAAAUGGAAUUGUAAACAUACCGAGCACUAACAGCUCUAACCGGCUGAACUAUGGAGAGGUUCUUGCGAUGACAUGUUCUUUGAAUUUGCCAAAUACUUACACGUCAUCACGAAAGUGUCUGUAUGACUUUACCAACAGCCGCUAUACAUUGGUUGGUGCUCCGUAUGAAUGUCCAGUUAUAGAUUGUGGUACCCCAGACCAAGUAGCUGGCUCUAACUAUGUGGUGGGGAACACUGUCUAUGGGAGUUCCUUCCGCUUCACCUGCUCACCACUGCAGGUUCUGGAUGGCCUUAGUGAGAAUAGAGAUACAAAUGUCAGGUGUAAGGCGGAUGGGAAGUGGGAUUUCGGGAGUCUCCAGUGUGUUGGACAAACAUGUGAUGACCCUGGUAGCAUAGCAGGAGGGAUGCAAAACUCCACUAGCUAUCAACAGAAUGCUGUAGUAAGAUUCCAUUGUUUACGUUAUGGAUACCAACUGAACAAGAACCUUGGCACUAAGUGUAUCCUCAGUCCUGGCGGUGGCAGUCUCCAGUGGGAUGACCCUGUUCUACCCAUUUGUGAAGAUACUAUGAAGCCACAGAAACAGUUCUGCCCCUCCAUCCAGACUGCUGACCCCUACAAAAGAGUAACAUUGAUGCAGCCUACAUUUAUAGACAACACUGGUUUUCGUUCUAUUACCAUUUCCCCCAUCAACGGCAAUACCUCCCUGGUGUUAAACAGAUUUACAGGCAGCCAGAAUGUUGUCUAUACCGCAACAGACUUCGCCGGUAAUACUGAAACCUGUGACAUCACUGUGUCAGUAAAUGAUAUUGUAAAACCGUUGGUGAUAUGUCCUGCCUCCCGUACAGAGUACGUGGCAGAUCAAACCUCUUCUCGGAUGGAGGUUACUGUAAGUAAGGAUGCUAUAUCAAGGUCUGAUAAUGUUAAUGUGACGAACGUUAUCAUCAAUCCUACAAGUUUGCUUGUGAGUGCCAGUAACCUCGGCAGUAACAUUGUCGCCGUCAUCGUACAGGAUGCUGCUAACAACAAUGCCCAGUGUCACUUUGACAUCACAGUCAAAAUUGCACCCUGCUCACCUUUGGCACUGUCCACACCGCUGUAUGGAAAUAAGAGUUGUUCUGUGGCUGCCUUUGGUUACACCUGUACCCUCACCUGUCAGCCUGGCUAUGUCUUCUACGAACAGACCACUGAUACUCAAACCCUGCAGUGCACUACAGGAAAUGCCUGGAUCCCCGCCGCUGUCCCUGCAUGCGUCCCAGUGGCAACAUCCAAUUUAGCCCGAUUCCAGUCCAAAGUGAGCGUUACUUAUGAUAAUAUAACAGGACUGUCGACAUGUCUGGAUGAGUACAGACGAUUUGUCCGUAACUCCGCUGAUCAACAGGCUACUACACUUGGUUCAGCCUGUAAUGCGAUUAACCCUGUCAACCCGAUCACGUUUACCAUCCCAACAGAUCUGAUUGAGUUCUCAACACUGGGUACACAGUUGAUUGUUGCGUUCACGUUGGUGUUUUCACCUCUAACUGCAUCUGAAGGAACCCUACAGCAAUGUGCCAAUAUCCAGGCUAACAAUUUUGAGGCAAUUACAUAUGGAUUCCAACCGCUGUCUAAGCUUAUUCCUACAUUAAGUACAUGCAACCAGGUGAACGCUGUGGCCAGUCAGUCUCCAACACGGGGAUACUUGUGUACCAGCAGCCAGAAACAGUUUACAGUGGCAGACAAUACCUAUUGCCUGUCCUGUCCCGAGGGAACUUAUUACGAUGUAUCUCGAGGCAGCUGUACCCUCUGUCCCGUUGGUACCUACAAUGCCCUUGCUGGACAGUCGCAAUGUGCAAAUUGUUCGACAGACUGGAGCUCAGAAUUCCCUGGCAGGACAAGCAUUAACAAGUGUACUGUUUCCAAAUGUCCACGUGGAUAUUUUUCCAUUAAUGGAUUACCGCCUUGUUCUGAGUGCCCUAAGAACACCUACUCCACGACUAUAGGGACAACAAGCUGUACAUCAUGUGGGUCUGACAAACGGACAGUCAGUACUGGUACCAUAUCAGAGGAUCAAUGUAUGGAUAAAUGCCCUGUAGGCUAUUUCUCUCCAACUGGAUACCAUCCUGACUGUCGAGCAUGUCCUGCCAACUUCUACCAGGACCAGGAGGGACAAACAAUGUGUAUAGAGUGUCCAAGUAACCAGUAUACUGUAGGGGAGACUUCUGCCUCUUUCAGCGACUGUGUUCCUACUAGUAACUUGUGUUCACCGUCCCCCUGUCAGAAUGGAGGCUCCUGUGUACCUAACAACUUCCAUUCCUAUACAUGUAGCUGUACGGACAAUUUCUUUGGUUCAGACUGUAGCGUGCAAUUGUUGCGUUGUGCCUCCUUGCCAUGUUACAACAAUGGAAUAUGUUCUGAGGACCCAGCUAAUAAUUCAUACAAAUGUACCUGUCUCACAGGCUCCGGUGGAGUUAACUGUGAAGUUGACUUGCCCUCAGAGUGUACACCUAAUCCUUGUCAGAAUGGUGGAAAAUGUAAAAAUCUUAUCAACGACUAUCAAUGCCUCUGUACCACAGGAUUUUCAGGCAAAAACUGUGACGACGAGCAGAUGUUAUGUGCCAGUGGUUCAUGUGCAUCAACUGCUGUCAACUGUACAGCGUACGGAAAUGUGCGCAGGAAAUGUUACUGUCAGCCUGGCUUUACCGGAGACAGGUGUGAUAUCAAUAUCGAUGAUUGCCUUUCCAAUCCCUGCCUGAAUGGAGGAAUAUGUACCGAUUUUGUGAAUGGUUACCAGUGUACAUGUGACCAAUAUGCCUUCUCUGGGAUGAGAUGUGAAGUUCGACGGGACCUGUGUUUUGGAGUAUCGUGCGGUGGGAGUGGGAUGUGUGUACCGGACUACACCAGGAAUACCUACAUCUGUGUUUGUGAUCCUGGAUAUGCCUACGGUGAAAUUUGCCAUUUCCAAGUGUUCAAGGACAGAAAGCCGGUUGGUGUGACACCAUUCGUAACAGGAGAACAGCCGUCAAUACAGAGCUGCCAGGAUAGUUGUAUUGGGUCAUGUUUGGCAGUGGGCUAUGACAACUCCAGCGGCACCCAAAUGUGUAGCCUAUACAACCAGAACCCAAAUUUACAAUUACAGACACACCAGGGAUUCCUCUUCUACACAAAAAGUUGUCAACGUCCUGAAGAUGAUUUCUAUACCCCCUGGUUUGAUUUGAAUGAUCCAAAUGGAGGAAAUGACAAUGAAAGACUUAGUGAGUUAGAGAUGUAUGGUGUAAGAAUAUGCAAUGGCUCAGCACCACUGGAAGCAGAGUGUCGUGUGAAUGGUACAUCCAUUCUGUCCUCGGAAACAGCGGACAACUUUGAUCUUCAGUGUGGUGUCGGAGGUUUGGAGUGCCAGCAUUCAAUAGCCAAUGAAUGCAAUGAUUAUGAGGUCCGCUACAAAUGUGCUGUACAUAAAGUUUUUGAUGGGAAGAGUUGUAUGGUGAAAUCCGACUAUUGUCAGCCGAACCCCUGUAUGUACAAUGCUCAGUGCCAAUACAACUUUGGUGGAUUUACAUGUGAUUGUCCCACCGGAUUGUCAGGUUCCUUGUGUCAGCACAACCCAGACAACUGUAAAGAUAACAUGUGUAGGAAUGGGGCAACUUGUGAAGACCAAAUCAACGGCUAUACAUGUAACUGCGCCUCUGGUUUCUCAGGUCCAUUAUGCCAGAACAAUGAAAACAACUGUUUCCCGAACCCUUGCUAUAGUCCAGGCACAGACUUUGCUGGCUGCCAGGAUGGCAUCAACGAUUUUACCUGUCCAUGUAUCCCUGGAUUCACUGGUAAAAACUGCUCUACAAACAUUGAUGACUGUGCCAGUGACCCUUGUCUCCACGGUGGUAACUGUUCUGAUGCUACCAAUGGCUAUAGUUGUGCUUGUCCCCAGGGCUGGACAGGAACCAGUUGUGAAAUCAUUGUAGACCAAUGUAAUACCAUGCCAUGUCAGAAUGGUGCAUCAUGUUCACAACUCUUCAACAACUUCUUCUGCACAUGUCCUGAGGGAACCUACGGUCAUACCUGCGAGUAUAGCCCAAAUCUUUGUCAAGAUAGCAACCCCUGCCUUAACAAUGGACUGUGUAAAGUGAACGGCUCCAUGGCUACCUGUAACUGCUCAUCUAACUACCAUGGCGAUGGUUGCCAGUCUGUCGUUGAUCACUGCAGGGAUUCCGACUUCUGUAAGAAUGGCGGGAAAUGUGAAAACCUUUCACCAGGCUUUAAGUGCAGCUGUAACAAAGGAUAUGGCGGGUCGUACUGCCAGAUUAACAUUAACGAUUGUGUUGGUAAUACCUGUCCAGCCACUGCAGCCUGUCAGGAUAUGAUCGACGAACACUACUGCAGAUGUCCUUUGUUUAAAACAGGAGAAAACUGUGAAAAAGAUCUGAGCACAGACUACGACUUGUGCUUCCAUUUAUCGGAUAAAACUGGUUACGCCGCACUGCCUUACCCCGAUAAAGCUAGAAGGGGACUCUUUUUCUCUUUCGUUAUGGGUACGCUUCUCCAGAGACCAGGGUACCGGCACCUUCCUCACACUGUACUCCAUGCCAUCUGCUAACAGCUUAUCUCUCCCUGAGAAGUUCCUGGAGCUGGAUGACUCUGGAGUGACAGUCUAUGAAGUGGGACAAUCCCCGAAGAAGAGCACUUUCCUUUUUGAGAGCAU
Messenger RNA from Pecten maximus, 8073 nucleotides. RefSeq names its product sushi, von Willebrand factor type A, EGF and pentraxin domain-containing protein 1-like. Bases 289 to 7968 code for a protein of 2559 amino acids. The transcript is spliced from 46 exons. Gene Ontology annotation, molecular function: Notch binding; calcium ion binding. The record is from RefSeq and is a predicted model, not a curated record. NCBI's taxonomy places the organism in Eukaryota, Metazoa, Mollusca, Bivalvia, Pectinida, Pectinidae. Gene Ontology annotation, biological process: Notch signaling pathway.